This is a messenger RNA of Prosopis cineraria, 852 nucleotides long. RefSeq names its product 54S ribosomal protein L19, mitochondrial-like. Gene Ontology annotation, biological process: translation. Gene Ontology annotation, molecular function: large ribosomal subunit rRNA binding; structural constituent of ribosome. The record is from RefSeq and is a predicted model, not a curated record. The transcript has a single exon. Gene Ontology annotation, cellular component: ribosome; large ribosomal subunit. NCBI's taxonomy places the organism in Eukaryota, Viridiplantae, Streptophyta, Magnoliopsida, Fabales, Fabaceae. The coding region runs from base 11 to 478 and encodes 155 amino acids.
UACCAGACCCAUGUCGACCCUGAAGGAGAUCCUUACCCGGCGACCAGUGGCGGCCACCAUCAGGCUGACCGUGCCGGCUGGAGGGGCACGCCCUGCGCCACCUGUGGGUCCGGCGCUGGGUCAGUAUAGGCUCAAUCUCAUGGCGUUCUGCAAGGACUUCAAUGCGCGAACCCAGAAGUACAAGCCAGACACGCCCAUGGCGGUGACUAUCACGGCCUUCAAGGAUAACACCUUCGAAUUCACCGUCAAAUCUCCCUCUGUAACUUGGUAUCUCAAGAAAGCAGCUGGCGUUGAAUCCGGCAGCAGCCGCCCAGGCCACGUGGUGGCUUCUACGCUCUCUCUGAAACACAUCUACGAGAUCGCGAAGAUCAAACAAUCCGAUCCUUAUUGCCAAUACAUGUCUCUUGAAUCCAUUUCCAAGUCCAUCAUUGGCACCGCUAAUACAAUGGGGAUUAAGAUUGUUAAGGAAUUAGAUUGAUUCCUCGAUUGUUGCUUUCCCUCUAUCCAUAGGUUUGAAGCACUCUCUUUCUUUCCACAAUAUGGAUGGCUUCCUAUUUGGGUUAUGAUAGCAGUGAUUGUGCUUCCUCCUUUAUUGGAACUUGAUAGAAUUGAGAAUGGAAUGUUGCACUGUAAUGUAGUUCAGGCCAUGCUUUUACUUGUAAGCUUAGCACAUGUGUUAGGCAAGACAAAAUGAAAUGACGGUUCUUUUAGGGCGGUCUGUCGAAUGUUUCAUUCUUUUCUCAAGUACUGUUAGCCAUACUUGUUUAGUUUAUAAAUGUGUAGUUUCUAAGUACUCUUCUUCAGUUCAUCUUAUAUUUCAUUUUAUUCAAUAUUGAUGGCUUCCCUUCUCAA